CAGGAUCCCCUUAAACAGCGUUGCUCUCCGCGCAAGAGCGGAAGACGUGAAGAGCAGCAUGACACUGAGCGCAUGUUUUGGAGUCUAAUAUCUCAUUAUUAUGUCUAGGCGGCGUCUGUAUGUAAUGUAGAGUGGCACUGAUAAGCCAAGUGUCAUAUCUCACUCCACUAACCUACAUGUUUUAUUAACCUGUGCGUUGGUGUGCUUUAUGAAUGCUUUCUAAUCUGUCGUUGGAUUCUUUGCUUUAACCAACAUGAUAUGAGAUGUUAGGCUAUGGAAGAAGUGAGGAACUGUUUGAGACAUUUCCCAGAGGAAGCCCGUGAGCUUUAUUUGAACGAGUCAGUGCCGUACCUGGAUGGGCCCGUCUCUCCACUACAGUUCUAUCGUGACUGGAUUGGUCCUAAUAAGCCCUGCAUCAUUCGCAAUGCCUUCAGUGACUGGCCAGCUUUGUCUAAGUGGAACCCUGCAUACCUCAGAGAGGCUGUUGGCUCUAAGGUCAUCAGUGUGGCUGUGACUCCAAAUGGCUACGCAGAUGCUGUGAAUGGAGACCGCUUUGUGAUGCCUGAAGAGCGCCAAAUGACCUUCUCCUCGCUGCUGGACAUUAUAGAGGGCAAGGUGAAGAGCAGCGGUGUGUUCUAUGCACAGAAACAGUGCUCCAGUCUGACUGAGGAACUGCCACAGCUAACAGAAGACGUACAGACUCACAUCCCGUGGAUGAGCGAGGCGCUCGGAAAAUUACCUGAUGCUGUAAAUUUCUGGUUAGGAGAGGAAAGUGCAGUCACAUCAAUGCACAAAGACCCCUAUGAGAACCUGUACUGUGUCAUCUCUGGAGAGAAGAAGUUUAUUCUGAUCCCUCCCACUGACCGACCUUUCAUACCAUACGAGCUCUACUGCCCAGCUACAUACAAACAGAAACAAGAUGGCAGCUUUGAAAUAGUGGAUGAAGAGGAUUCAGAGAAAGUGCCUUGGAUUCCCCUAGACCCUCUGAACCCGGACUUGGAGCGCUAUCCAUCCUACAGACUGGCCCGGCCACUGAACUGCACAGUCAAAGCAGGAGAGAUGCUUUACCUCCCCUCUCUCUGGUUCCACCACGUCCGCCAGUCUCAUGGAUGCAUAGCAGUAAAUUUCUGGUAUGAUAUGGAUUAUGAUAUCAAGUACAACUACUUCCAGCUGGUGGAAUCUCUAACUGGAGCUGUGGGUUCAGUAUGAUGCCUUCACCACAGAACCACAUCAUCCCCAAAUGAUUCAAACUUUAGAAGUAUCUUAUAGUAAUCUUUUUAGUCCCACUCAGACCAGUGCCGCAUAAACAAGGAUGUUGUGAGGGAGUGUUUCUUGAUUUCCUUUCCUGGACAAAAAGUGUUCCCUUUACUCUUAAUGAGUUUUGUAGUAUAACUUUUCAAACUUAGAUCUUUGCAGUGGAAUUCCACCAAUUUUUUAACAUUACCAACAGUUCAAAUAUAAACCAUUCAGACUGGUUUAAUGUGACAUGCGCCAUUUCAGAAUUGUUCAGUGGAGGUGAUAGAAACCAGACAUUCAAAGCGUGUAAGCCCUCUAAACUAUUUUAAUGGACAAAAUUAUUUAUUCUAAGACUAGGCUUAAUACAUAACUGGGUAAUUGGCCCAAAUAGUCAAAUAUUAAAAGGAAAUAAAAAAAAAAGCUCUGGGUUGGUUGUGUUCAUUGGCCUGUUGAUGUCAAAGUACUAUCAUGUGCAAUAAAUAACCAGAGUUGCUGUAUAAUAAAUACAGUUUUAUUCACA
Messenger RNA from Colossoma macropomum (tambaqui), 1756 nucleotides. It is a transcript of the gene jmjd7, whose product is annotated as jumonji domain containing 7. The record is from RefSeq and is a predicted model, not a curated record. Gene Ontology annotation, molecular function: 2-oxoglutarate-dependent dioxygenase activity. The coding region runs from base 274 to 1209 and encodes 311 amino acids. Lineage: Eukaryota; Metazoa; Chordata; Actinopteri; Characiformes; Serrasalmidae. The transcript has 8 exons.